This is a messenger RNA of Spodoptera littoralis (African cotton leafworm), 931 nucleotides long. NCBI's taxonomy places the organism in Eukaryota, Metazoa, Arthropoda, Insecta, Lepidoptera, Noctuidae. The record is from the annotation of a GenBank genome assembly.
CACUAGUUGAAUAUCUUAACAGCCCUUUAUCUUAUCAAUACAAAUUGUGUACUUCAGGCGACUAUAGUUUUUUCUGCAUUCAUACAUAGAAAUGGUCGACAACUAGUCGUAGUUCGAUAAACAAUGAAGACUAAAGAAGUGUAUGCAAUUCUCGCCGCUAUAUUAUAUUUUCAUGUUCUGGGAGUAGAGGGUGACUAUCAUGAAACAAACGAAUCCAGCGAUCCACAUUAUGAAUACAUACAAAUAUUCAGAAGCAUACCAGUUCUCUUUGAAUAUUUACUAAAUGUAAUAGAGGUAAGGCCUGAAAUAUUGGAGAAUAACGACGUCACAAUGUUUAAGAGAAACCUUGAUGGUGAGUAUGCGGAAAUGGAAUCUUGUGAUGAAAAUGAUAGAGACAAACGUGAAAAUAAUGAAAAGGAAGACAAUGUAAAUAAAAGAGACACUGAUGGUUCUAAAGAAGCUAGAACGACUGUAGCUUACGAAUAUGGUAACAGCAAUGUUGUCAUGAAAGGCUUGGAUGAAUUCGAGGAAAGUAAAGUAAUUGCUAAAAGAUUUUCUAAUAAUGGUAAUCUGAAUGAUAAUGCAGUAGAUGGUAUUUUUAAAAGAAAAGCUAUAUUUAAAUUAGAUGACGAUACAAGAGAUAUGUUCCAUAAAUAUGGUAAAGUGUUUCUUGGAUUUGAACACAUGUUUGGUUUAGAUUUGAAUCCUGAGGACAUUGAAGAUUGUGCAAUUACGACUGAAAAUCUUUUGGAACAAUAUAAUAGUAAGAAAGGAGACAAAGACAAAUAAAAGGUCAAUUUAGUAGGUACACGAUUUAUUGUUCAAAUUAUAUUAAAUGAGGGACAAUAAAACACUCUUGAGUAUGUUCUAUUCUUCUUUUCCCUGAAAUUUCCAGUUUAAAGCUGAACAACUACUACCAGGUAAGUGGUGA